AUGACCUCUCCAGCAGCCUCUCCGCCCUCCUCCGUGCCCUCGUCCCCUCGACGAUCGCUGUUCCACAUCCCGGGCCUAUCCAAAAAGUCCUACACCCCUUCCUCCGCCGACGGCACCACCACACCCUCCGGUCAAGUCACGACCAUCGCGCAGACGCCCAUCCUCGAAUCCUCCAACCCGCUGGAAAAAUCCUCCGUUCCCACCGAAGCUCGCGAGCAGCAGAUCGUCGGUCUUCCCGGUGCCAAACUCGAAUCCGAAACCGCCAAGAUCCUCAUCGCUCUCGACGGAACCGAUGCCGGCGAUAAAGCCUUCAAGUACCUCCUCGAGAACAAGCUCCUCAAAACCGACUCUCACGUCUUCCUCUGCACCGUUCUCCCCGCCAACGUCAUCUCCACCCCCUGGGUAGCAGGUCCUCUCACCAUCGAUACCGAACGACACAACGAGCUGCUCAAAACCAUCCGUGCCCAAGCCAUCGAAAAGCUCGAACCGUACAAAUCCCAACUCAAGGCAAAAGGCUUCAACGUCACCAUCCACGUCCUCCACGGUGACGCCAGAGCCAGUCUGUUGAGAGUCGCCAACUACCACCACGUAGAUCUCGUCCUCGUAGGCAAGAGGGAGAGAAACUGGAAAAAGGGUCUCUCCACAAGCGGAACUGUAUCCAGCUACCUGGUCAGCCAUUCCAACGCCCCCGUUCUCGUCAUCAAGUAG
Molecule: messenger RNA, 708 nt
Organism: Pseudozyma hubeiensis SY62
Lineage: Eukaryota; Fungi; Basidiomycota; Ustilaginomycetes; Ustilaginales; Ustilaginaceae
Product: universal stress protein
Exons: 1
Coding region: 1-708 (235 amino acids)
Source: RefSeq, a predicted model, not a curated record